UCGUAAAUAAGAUCUAUCGAAAGUCGGCCAGCUCUAGCGAAAAGUGCAAUUAAAAUAAUCCGAAAAAGUUUUUCUUUUUAGCAAACAGCGUUACAUCCGCAUAGAAAAAGUCACAGCAUUUACUAUUCUUAAGUAGCAAUAGCAGGGAUCGAAAAUUAAAAGGGCAAAGAAAAGGAAUCUAAUCGAUCGGAAGCCCGUUCAACCGACUUUCUCCUUCAGGCGCACUUAGUAGAACCCACACUCAUGGGAAACCUCAUACACAUACAGACAGGGGCGGCAUUUCUCUUUUGCAUUUUUUUAGGCGUUCUUUGAGAUUACAAAUUAGUUUUUAGCUCUAGACUUAGUUUGCAUACUUUGUAAAGAAAACACAAAUAUUACUUUAUAUAUUUUGCCUCAUUACAUUGUACUGUGUCGAUACCAAAAACGAACAAACCACUCUUUUUCCAAAUGACAAACAUCCAUACCAUAGAAAAUGUUGCGGACUGCUCGCCUCUUUAUCUGCCACACAGCUUGUAUCUCAAGCCGUUGGCCAAAAUGCAAAUCUCCGUAUCGCUGCCGCCAAUCAAGUCCGGCAAAUCCGUAUCCAAUCUGGAGAUAAUGGACAAACUGGGCGCGGAGCUCAAGCCAGACAUAUUUCUUCAGCUCAAAGUCUCUAAAAGCACAGUAAACACCAUUCGUUUCGAAGCUGAAUUGGAUGACCGCAAACGUCUUCGAGUAGCCACCCAACGCCUGGAUGGCAUUUCUCUGCGCAUCUCUGGCUUUAGUGAAUCAUUUCGCGUGCGUUGCACAGAACAGAAGGAUGAGUUUCCCACGCGACACGACUGGGACUCUUACUUCCGAGACGCCCGAAACAUGGACGAAAUGAAGGCAGGCGAACGGCCGGACACCAUACACCUGAGCCACCUGCCGAUGCGCUGGUUCUGCCCGCGGCACUCUGAGCACGAGGAGCAUGUCAAGCCUAGCGAGAGCAUCUUCAAGCGAAUAUUUGAAAAGUACGGUCGCGUUCGGAUGGUAGACAUACCCAUUUGUGAUCCGUACCGAAAGAGUAUGCCGUCCGACAUUAAUGGCAUGCGAACGUUCAGCUUCGAGCAGGAUGUUCUUUUUGAAGCAUAUGUUCAGUUUGAGGAGUACUCAAGCUUUGUCCGCGCUAUGGACGAGUUCAGGGGCACUAAGUUGGUUCGAAAGUUUGUGGACAAGACCCAGGCCAUUGACAUUUGUGUAAAUUUCGACAAGCAAAAGCAUCUCAGUGACUCGCACGUGCAGCGGCGUGAACGCAUGAGGAAGAAGUGCAUAGCCAAGGCCCAGGCCGAGGACGAGGAGCGAGAGAAGCUGAAAAAGCAACAAGAAGAACAGCUGGAGCGCGAAAGGCAAAAACAAGAAGAGUUGAAAAAUGCGGAAGCGGAAAAGCAGCGUGAACGCGAAGAAAAGCGGAAAGAAAAGCAUCUGAAAAAGAUACAGGAGCGCGGCCAGGUGGAAAUCUCACAAAAGAUUCGCAUCGAAGAGCGCAAGUUGAUGAUAGCCCAACGAAAGCUGGAGAGCAUACGCACCCUGGAAAAGCUAUUUGAGCGGAUACAGCUAAAGCAAAAGGACAAAAAUCGUCGAGCCAAACAAGAUGAAGCUAAGGAUAUCCAACGUGGCCGCCUGGUGGAAAAGUAUAAGGCAGCCACGGAGAAGCUUGUCUGUGAUCAGCGCAAAAUCGUCCAAGACAUUAAGAGCAAUACGCCACUAAUCGGGCUUUUGAAGAGCAAAUCUAAGAAGAACACAACUACCGAGAACGCGAGCAGCGAUGAUGAGGCGGCGUCUAGUAAAAGGCACAAGCUGAGCAAUGGUGUUGCGGACUCCACAGCUGCACUCCCUGGCGAUGUGACCGCCGCACUGAACCCGUUGAAAGCGGUAGCCGCAAUUGCCGCCGGUGCAGUGCCAGGAGCAGGGGCUUACAGUGCCGAGGCGGCGAGUGAAUGGAUGCAGUCACUUUCGAUGUUCGGGUACGGAUUGCCAGCCGUGUUCCCCGGAGCACUAUACCGCCCGCCGGCACCGUUUCCUGUCUCUAGCAAUUACCGAGGCUUUGCUCCGCGUCCCCGGGGUCGGGGAAGGGGACGUGGACUCGGGAUUAGAGGAAGUCGUUCAGGCUACGAUUCAUACUAUAAUUCCAAGCACGACCGGUACGAUGACGAGGGCGAUAAUGGGUACUACCACAAGUCAUCGCGGGGCAGAAAUCGCUCACGUUCUUCGUCUUCGUAUUCAAGAAGUCGUAGUCGCUCCCGCGGUCGCCGAAUUGUCUGUCGUUCCAGACGCUCCAAGUCAAGAAGCCGCUCCAAGUCACGAAGCCGCUCCCACUAUCGCAAGUCGUCUUACUCGUCAAGAUCCAGGCGGAGCCACAGCAGAUCCUCGCGCAGCCGCAGCAAAACACCGUCGCAGCGCAAGAACCGCAAGCUGGCCUCCACGCGCCGAUCUCGGUCCACUAGCUAUUCUCGAUCGCGAUCCCGAUCCCACUCUCGCAGGCGCUCCAGCUCACGGCGUGACCACCGGAACCGUCAUCGCAGUAGUCGGAGCAACAGCAGAAGUCGCGGCCACACCCCGAAAGAGGUGAAGCUUGAGGCGGACAAGUUGGUAGCCUCUGCCGAGAAGAUACAGCGCACCAUUGAGCAGCAUACAAAGGAUCGGAUGCGUGAGGAGGAGCGAGAAAUCAGGCAGAACUUUAGGCAUCCGCGCACCAACAGCCACAACAGCAAUCAUGUAGACGCCCAGCCACAGGAAGAGGGCAACGAGAGACGCGGCAGCACUAGCAAGCGCAGCAGUCGCCGCAAUUCACUGGCAGCCUAAAAUGUAUUCAUUAGUUUAGCUUUUAGUAAGAGACUCGUAAAUAAAGAUAUCAAAGUUGUUUCCCCAUAA
Drosophila ficusphila is the source of this 2892-nucleotide messenger RNA. RefSeq names its product A-kinase anchor protein 17A (gene Xe7). The record is from RefSeq and is a predicted model, not a curated record. NCBI's taxonomy places the organism in Eukaryota, Metazoa, Arthropoda, Insecta, Diptera, Drosophilidae. Bases 448 to 2823 code for a protein of 791 amino acids. Gene Ontology annotation, molecular function: nucleic acid binding. The transcript has 8 exons.